AUGAUGGUCCCGCUCGUCCGCAGCCUUGGGCUGUUGACCCUCCUUCUCUCCGUGUUCACCACCGCCGACGCCCGCGAUGCCAAGCUUCGCAUGAACGAGGCCCGCGGCGUCAAUGUCGGCUGGCCUUAUGGAUCGAGCAAGAUCAGGGGUGUCAACAUCGGUGGCUGGCUUGUCCUUGAGUCUUGGAUCACCCCUUCGCUCUUCACGGCCACCAACAAUGAUAAGAUCAUUGACGAGUGGACGUUUGGCCAGCUCCAGUCCAAGAGCGUCGCUCAGGCGGCUCUCCAGAGUCACUGGGACUCUUGGAUCACCGAGGACGACUUCAGACAGAUCGCAGCCGCUGGUCUCAACCACGUCCGCAUUCCGAUCGGCUACUGGGCCUACGACAUCUCCAAUGGCGAGCCCUACAUCCAAGGUCAGGCUCCUUACCUCGACAAGGCAAUUGGAUGGGCCAAGACGUAUGGUCUCAAGGUUCUCAUCGACCUGCACGGCGCUCCCGGUUCCCAGAAUGGAUACGACAACUCGGGCAAGCUGGGAAGCGCGCUCUGGGCAACCAACAGCAGCAACGUUUUGCGCACCAAGAACGUUCUGGGACAGCUUUCAAAGACCUACAGUGACCCCAGCUACUAUGGCACCGUGACCGCCCUCAGCCUCCUCAACGAGCCCGCCACGUACCUCAACGACCAGCUGCUGUCGACCACGCAUCAGUUCUACUACGACGGCUACGGCGCUACUCGCUGGCCGUGGCUUCCUAGCUCCGCCUCCAAGUCUGGCCUCCUCAUUGUCAUUCACGACGGUUUCCAGCCUCUUUCGUACUGGUCCAACUACAUGAGCGAGCCGAACUUCGAGUCCGUUGCACUUGACACUCAUUUCUACAGCGUCUUUUCGCAGGCAGAGAACCAGAUGACGGAGGCACAGCACAUCGCCGCUGUAUGCGACAAGCAGAGCAGCUACGCCGCCGCGCCUCUCUGGCUCGUCGUUGGCGAGUGGUCUCUCGCCCGCACCGACUGCGCUAAAUGGCUCAACGGCCGUGGUAUUGGCGCUCGCUACGACGGCACCUAUCCCGGCUCCACGAGGGUCGGCAGCUGUGACGGUUUCUCGGGCGCUGGCUCCACAUUCAGCAGCUCGUACAAGACCUUCCUCAGGCGCUACUGGGAUGUUCAGACCCAGGUCUUCGAAAACAACGGCCAAGGAUGGAUCUUCUGGGCCUGGAAGACCGAAACUGGCAGUGCCGAAUGGAGUUACCAGGCCGGUAUCGCUGGCGGUUGGAUUCCCUCCAACCCCACCAGCCACACCAACAGCAUCAGCUCGCUUUGCGGAUAG
Messenger RNA from Apiotrichum porosum, 1323 nucleotides. RefSeq names its product exo-1,3-beta-glucanase (gene EXG1). NCBI's taxonomy places the organism in Eukaryota, Fungi, Basidiomycota, Tremellomycetes, Trichosporonales, Trichosporonaceae. The record is from RefSeq and is a predicted model, not a curated record. The transcript has 7 exons. Gene Ontology annotation, molecular function: beta-glucosidase activity. Gene Ontology annotation, cellular component: cell surface; extracellular region. The coding region runs from base 1 to 1323 and encodes 440 amino acids. Gene Ontology annotation, biological process: glucan catabolic process.